CUUUCCAGAGGAAGAGGAAUGUCAGACAGGACUCGUAUGUCAACACUGAAGAUCCUCCGGAGAGAGGCGUACUCCCAACAACCUGAUGGUCCUUUGAUGACGCUUUCUAUCUCUUUUCUUCGCGGACAUUGACUUCACCCAAGAGAAGAGCAGCCGCCUAGCCCUAGUGUUCCCCGGACGAUGACAGAGUUUGCACGGAGUUAAAUCUGCAAUCUUUACACAUAUUUAAAUCAGAGGGGAGGGGGGGAAUUGGUGGGAAUCUGAUUAGCUUUAGCCUUGAGGUUAGCCUGUUCGUUCGGUAGAUUAUAAAUCCAUUCCAACCCGUGUGGCACACUGUUGACAUGAUGUUUCCAUCAUCGAGACACUCGGCGUCAGCACAGUCCGGUCAGCCCCUGAAGUUCACCACCUCGGAUUCCUGCGACCGCAUCAAGGAUGAGUUUCAGUUCCUCCAAGCACAAUACCACAGUUUGAAGAUGGAGUGUGACAAGCUGGCCAGUGAGAAGUCAGAGAUGCAGCGUCAUUACAUCAUGUAUUAUGAGAUGUCGUAUGGCCUGAACAUUGAAAUGCACAAACAGGCUGAAAUAGUCAAGCGGCUCAGUGGGAUCUGUGCCCAGGUGAUCCCGUACCUGUCCCAGGAGCAUCAGCAGCAGGUGAUGGGCGCCAUCGAGCGAGCCAAGCAGGUCACGCCCCCAGAGAUGAGCUCCAUCAUUCGGCAACAGCUGCAGGUGCACCAGCUGUCCCAGCUGCAGGGCCUGGCGCUGCCCAUGACCUCCCUGCCCAUGGGGCUGACCCCGCCCACGCUGCCCGCCGUCUCCUCCAGCUCCGGGCUGCUGUCCCUCACCUCCAUCCUGGCCAACCACUCCCACAGCCAGGCCCAGCUGGCCAAGGAGGACAAGGCCAGGGAGGCGGCCGAGAGGGAACAGCGGGAAGAGGAUGGGGACAAGUCGGACUAGCGGAGAGGGGGCGAGAGGGGGGAGGCGGGCGGGGCGGACCAGACUAACCAAUGACGGAAGAGGAGAGGUGGGAGGAAAGGUGGAGGUAGCGUGUGAUUGGAGGAGAGGGAGGGAGGACGGGAGGAGGUGAUAACGUUUAGAGGAGGUCAGCGUGAGGCUCUAGCUAGAGGCUGUGGGGUCAGCGUGAGGCUCUAGCUAGAGGCUGUGGGGUCAGCGUGAAGCUCUAGCUAGAGGCUGGGAGGUCAGCAUGAGGCUAUGAGGUCAGCAUGCACAGCGUGUUGUUGCUUCAGAGGAGCACGCUAACCGGUGAAUGCUAACGGCAGCGUCCCCCGCAGUGUUCACAUCCUUCAGGAGUCCUACCGUACUCCAUCUCCCACAAUCCUCCUCUUCUGUUUGGUUCUUUUUGAUUAUCGCUUUAUUGAAAGAAAAAAAAAAUCUAAACUGUAUAUUUCAUCGUUUUGUUUGGGGCUGUUUUUCUUUCGUUUUCUUUGAGGUAUUUUUGUUCAUCCUCCCCGAUAUGAAAUGUACUCCUGUUCUUUCCUCUUAACUGCCCUGUGUGUUGCUUUCAUUCUGCUCUCUAAUCGCACAACUUUUUAUCAGUUACCCCCCUAAUAUUUCUGGACCACGAGGCGAUUCUCUGAACCGGGGGCCAAGAUGGCCGCCGCCUGGAGCUCGACGAAGCGCUUUCUUGGAUCAACUUGUUGUCCUCUACUGAGCUCAUCACCUCAGCCUUGUACCUCACCCCUACAAAAAGUGUAUUUUCCAUCAGUUAAACAUACUGUUUUACCUUUUAACUAUAAAAUCAUAGUGAAAACAUCCUAGUGUCAAAUAU
Messenger RNA from Gadus chalcogrammus (walleye pollock), 1785 nucleotides. RefSeq names its product TLE family member 5-like. The record is from RefSeq and is a predicted model, not a curated record. Bases 342 to 953 code for a protein of 203 amino acids. NCBI's taxonomy places the organism in Eukaryota, Metazoa, Chordata, Actinopteri, Gadiformes, Gadidae. Gene Ontology annotation, molecular function: transcription corepressor activity; protein binding. Gene Ontology annotation, cellular component: transcription regulator complex; nucleus. Gene Ontology annotation, biological process: negative regulation of canonical Wnt signaling pathway; regulation of DNA-templated transcription. The transcript has 7 exons.